AUGAGUUUUCUUAGAUAUAGAAGGGCUACCGUAAUUGCAUAUUCCUUUUUUAAAAGAUGUUAUGCACGUCCAGUUGAAGUUCGGUUUGUCCAAUCAAAUGCCAAACAGCAAAAUGAUGUUCUUGAAAGAUACAAGGAAAAGUUAGAGAGAAAGGCUAAAGAGCAGGGUCUCAAAGAUCUGAGCGAAUUGAAAACAAAGAUGAAAAACGAGAUUGAUAAGAAAAAACGGGAAUUUAGCAAGGUUGAUCCGCUUGAGGAAUUGCAAGAUUUUGAAAAAGCGCAGAAGCUGAAAGCUGUGCUUGAAGGAAAGAAAGGCCCAAAAAAAGAUCUUGGUGAGAUCAAUCCAGGUAUACCAAAACGGCCAUAUAAGACUCUUGAUGAUUAUGUGAAGCUUGAUCUAUUCAAAAAUCUUCCUCCAACCCAGAUCGGGUUGGUUUGGAGAGCCAGGUUUCAAACGAAAGAGCGUACACUAUGUGCAGUUGUUGAUAGUAGCAGCUACGACAAAAUGUAUCACUAUGCCAUAAACAAUCCAAGAUUUAUUCUUCCACUUCCGAAGGAAGAUGCACAGGUGGAAAAAGCGAAAGACCACAACUCCAGUAAUAAUGGUCGUACACCUGUGGAGAUGCAUUUUAUUCAAUGGGCACCUGUUGGAAAAGACACUCUUCACUUGAUGAUUACAUCUUUGGCAGCAUUCAAAUUACACAAAGAAUACACAAAGCCACAUACAACGGUUUCUUUCCACAGUGAACUAAAAGAUUCGAAGGGAUUAGUUUUGAUGAAUGGUCAAGUAGAUAAAGAAGCAGCUGUAAGUUUAAAGGAUGUCCGAUUGCUUCUGUUGAAUCUACAAAGAUUUUAUGGUGCUAUGGGAGAUUCCACUGAUAUAAGCCAGCAAAGAAUCAAGUUAGUUCACGAUUUCAACCAGGGGUCGGGUGAAUUUGAUAUUGAAAAGUUCUUAGAGCUUUCUGAGUCUAUGGAGAAUUGA
Brettanomyces bruxellensis is the source of this 981-nucleotide messenger RNA. RefSeq lists its product as uncharacterized. The record is from RefSeq and is a predicted model, not a curated record. Lineage: Eukaryota; Fungi; Ascomycota; Pichiomycetes; Pichiales; Pichiaceae. Bases 1 to 981 code for a protein of 326 amino acids. Gene Ontology annotation, biological process: mitochondrial proton-transporting ATP synthase complex assembly. Gene Ontology annotation, cellular component: mitochondrion. The transcript has a single exon.